Besnoitia besnoiti is the source of this 375-nucleotide messenger RNA. RefSeq lists its product as uncharacterized. NCBI's taxonomy places the organism in Eukaryota, Apicomplexa, Conoidasida, Eucoccidiorida, Sarcocystidae. The transcript has 2 exons. The coding region runs from base 1 to 375 and encodes 124 amino acids. The record is from RefSeq and is a predicted model, not a curated record.
AUGGACAUCCCGAGUCACGCGGAAAGCGUUUCGUCCUCUUUGCCGUCUGGUACAAGUGCGCCCGUUCUCCGUUCGUCAGAAUAUCGGAAUGCGGCGACUGCGGAGCUGACUGAAACACUCGCGGACGCGGAGACACGGCGCAGAGUGGUGUGCUGCCUCCGACGCGAGCUGGAGGAAGCAGAUUGCUUCUGGGCGAAGCUCGAGGACAACGCCAGCGAAACGUGUGGAGACGAUAUCGCCGAAUCGGUCGUCGCGGCUUUUAAGAGCAUUCACACGCGCAGAGUAUCGGGCAUGAAUUUGGAGCAGAUCGACGCAGUCUGCCGAGAUGUGCUGGCGCUAGUCGCGAAGAGGGCCGCGAGGGAUGAGGCCCCGUAG